Salarias fasciatus (jewelled blenny) is the source of this 1352-nucleotide messenger RNA. It is a transcript of the gene eef1e1, whose product is annotated as eukaryotic translation elongation factor 1 epsilon 1. Lineage: Eukaryota; Metazoa; Chordata; Actinopteri; Blenniiformes; Blenniidae. Gene Ontology annotation, cellular component: nucleus; cytoplasm; aminoacyl-tRNA synthetase multienzyme complex. The transcript has 4 exons. Gene Ontology annotation, biological process: positive regulation of DNA damage response, signal transduction by p53 class mediator. The record is from RefSeq and is a predicted model, not a curated record. Bases 23 to 544 code for a protein of 173 amino acids.
CUCCCCCACGACGAGGUAAAACAUGGCGUUGCGAGAGCUAGCGUCGCUGGAGAAGUACUUGGGACUAAAAAAGCCUAACAAGUACAGUACACAGGGGGAUAAGAAGGUACCAGUCCUACAGAAUAAUAAUGGCCCUCCACUGGUGGGGCAGGUAACCAUCGCCUGCCACCUAGUGAAAGAAGCCAAGCGAGCAGAGCUUCUUGGGGACGGUGCAGAGGGCAGGGCAGUGGUGCAGCAGUGGCUGGAGUACAAAGUGACUAAGCUCGACUGCUGCUGUAAGGAAGACAUCAAGACCAUUCUGAAGGACCUCAACCUCUACCUGCAAGAUAAAGUCUACCUGGCUGGGAACCAGUUCACCGUAGCCGAUACACUUAUGUAUUAUGGAAUCCAUCCACUCAUCGUGGACUUGGCCAUCCAGGAGAAGGAGCAGUACGUCAACGUAACGCGGUGGUUCGACCACAUCCAGCACUACCCAGGCGUGCGGCACCACCUCCCUCCCGUAGUUGUGCUCAGGAACAGAAUUUACACCGGCAGACUCCACUGAGACCUCCUCCUCCUCCUCCUCCUCUUCUUCUUCCUCCUUCAGCCUGACCCAUCACAAAGCUUCUGUCCUCUGGAUCAGGCAAUCCAGAGUUGCGUCGUUUCACGAGGAUGUUUCUGCACAGUCAUAUCAGUUUUUUUCCUUCAUUCCUGCCUUUUUUUUUCCUUCCAGUCGUUUACUCUUUGGAUGUUCAAUGGGGGAGAAAAAUGUGUUUGUGUAUGAAGUACAAUUAAGGGAAUAACAGCUAAUAAAAAAUCUAGUUCAGUUGAUAUUUUUAAACCAAUCUCAGUGUUUUGAAUCAUUUUGCCACUGGCUUGAACAAGGGUUGAGAGAAGGAGCUCAUCGGUCACCUUAGCGCCUCUUUUAGUUUACGAUGCUGACUUUAUUUAUAGGAAAUCUGGCGCCUUAAUUCUUAAUCAUUUAGUUCAGCAGCAAUGUGAAUCGGUGACGUUAUGUUUUGUUUUUUGUGACUUUUGGAUGUCUUGUUUGAAAGGACUGUUGCUGUUGCAGCUAGCCUGGUAAAAAGCUGUUUCUAUUUAUUAACGAGGAUUUUUAUUUUUUUUUUUUUUUUUUUAAUUUAGUAUUAUUACAAGUUCAAAGACAACGGAAAAUGUUAACUCACUGGUUGUACAGUAUGUCCUUGGGAAACGCAGCUCUCCUCCGUGCCACCUCAGUGCUUUUCUGCACAGUUGGUCCAGAUUAACGUGGUCGCUGGCUCCACAUCAUAACCCCGAGGACCACAGUCCAUAUUGUUCUGCCAGCUCUCUGCCCUGCAGGAUCUAAUCGGCCUUUCAGACUUGUUAUUUAUUCA